UUUGUUACUUGCAGGUACAAAGUGCAAUGACCCAUCACCCUCAGACUACCUUCCCCCUGAUUCCAAAGGCAAAAGACGUACAGGGAGGCUAAAGGGGACAAAUGAAGGUGUCACUGCUACAUUGACGUCAGAAGUCAAGCUCGGUGGAAACUCGUCUGCUACUCCGUCUGUACUGUAUGUCUCUGUGCUACAUGCACAGAGAACUGAAGGCAACCAAGGGGUAUCGAGUGAUAAUCCAACCAACCCAGCCUAUGUUCCUCACCUGAGGAUGGGUUACGACGAGGAACAGGCUCUGGAAAAUUCAUUGAAGAAGAAAGCAAGAAGCGUACUUCAAAAAGUUAGAAGCAGAAGGCGAGAAGUGGUGGAAAAACCUGAGGGGAGCAGCACUGCAUUAUUGGAGGAGGAAGAUUGUUCUCAGGUGGAAACUUUUGGAUUUGGACCACUGGAAACUGAAAAACUGGAGACCGAAAGCCCUGAAACUGCUGAAAGUAGCGGAGAGGAAAUUAAUCCUGAUUAUGUUCCAUCUAUGUUACCUACAACGUCCAAGUCUACAGCCACGUUAGAAACCAAGAUCAGCAGAUUCAACAGCCAAAGCAGAUGGGUGAACAGAAAAGGUAAAAAGAACAACAAUCCAUCAUCUCCAGACUACUUUUCCUCUGUUUCCAAAGGCAAAAGACAUAUGAAGAGGUUAAAGGGGACAAAUGAAGGUGUCACUGCCACAAAGAAGUCAAAAGUCGAGCUCUGUGGAAACUUGUCUGCUACUCCGUCUGUGCUGUACGUCUCUGUGCCACGUACACAGGGAAGUGAAGGCAACCAAGUUACGUCUUCAGUUCACGCGGACAUUGUUGAAGUAGUUAUUUAUGAAGACGAUUGUGGUGCUGAAGCACAGACGUGCACAGAUAAGAACUCCGUGUCCACCACAGUCCAGAUGCUGCUGUCCGAGAACCAACAGCUGAGAGACAUGAUGUCAGCGGUGGAUCUUUCUGAAGUCUCGUUCAGAGACAACGAUGAGAAAACUAAAGUGUACACAGGCUUAACUACGUUCACUUUAUUAAUGGCGGUGUUUGACUUGAUCCGUCCCAAUCUAGAAGAAAAACCAAAUGAAGCUUUGACACCGUUUCAGCAGCUUCUACUGACACUUAUGAAGCUGAGACUUGGCAUUCCUCUGCAGUACCUGUCGUAUGCUUUCAAAGUUCAGGACGCCACAGUCCAAAGAACGUUCUCUGAUGUCAUUCAUAUUUUAAAUGUCAAAUUUGUGCCUUUAAUCUUAUUCUGGCCAGAAAGGGAGCAGAUUAGAAGGACAAUGCCGUAUGUGUUCAAAGCUGCGUUUCCAAAAUGUGCUUCAAUAAUCGAUUGCUUUGAAGUUCUCAUUGAAAAACCUGCAGCUUCACAUGCAAAGUCCCUUCAGCAUCCACAUGACAAAAGUCACAACAGCAUGAAGUAUUUAAUUUCUGUGACGCCUCAAGGCUUCGUGAGCUUUGUGUCUCAGGGCUGGGCCGGUUGUACAAGCAAUAGACUUCUGACAGAGCGUUGUGGAUACCUGAGGAACCUUGAGGCUGGAGAUACUGUGCUCGCACAUCGAGACUUCUCCAUAGAGGAUGUUGUUGCGAUACAUGGUGCGGAAUUACAAAUCCCAGAUUUUACAGAAACCAAAGGACUCUCGUACAGAGAAAUUCUGGAGACGAGACACAAAGCUUCUGUGAGAAAACACAUUGAAAGAAUGAUUGGUAACGUGAGACAAAACUACCCAAUUUUACAAAGUACUGUUCCUAUUGAUUUUUUGCAAACCAAUCAGUCAGGACUAACGAUGGUUGAUAAAAUCGUUCGAGUAGCCUGCGGGCUUUGUAAUAUAUGUGAGUCAGUUGUGCCUUUUGAUUAAGUGUAAUACAAAAAAAACAGACUGAGAAUCCCCCUGCUGGUGACUUGUACUGUGGAAUUGAUUGGUUUUGUGUUGGCUUCAUCACUUUGGCAGAUAAAUUAGAAGAUAUUCAUUGAAGCAUGCCUGAUCCCCCCCCCCCUUCUGGUACUGUAUUUGGAAGUUUAAAACCCAAGUAUGUUCCCGAGCUAACCGUGGGAUUUUAGUAAAUGAAGAGAAUGCAGUUAAUGUAUAAAACUCAUAUCUUAAGUGGUCAUGUGUACAGUAUGACACAUUUCUGCACACACCCAGUGGUCGUACCGUGUAUGUGGCCCUUCAGCACUGACAGAACCCAGUAGUAUCAGCAGUAGUGUUGGGAAUCUGUCCUGUCAUCCUCGCUCAGCACUCGCACGUUUUAUCGAGCUGGCUCGAGCUUUUCUUGAGAUAACAUGAAUUGUUAGGUGUUGUCAUAUUGUGGCGGAUGCAAUGUCUAAAACUAUUAAAUAUAAGUUAGGGGAGGUGAUGGUCUAGUGGUUAAGGUGUUGAGCUUGAGACCAGAAGAUCCUCAGUUUAAAUCCCCCCGA
Messenger RNA from Thalassophryne amazonica, 2439 nucleotides. RefSeq lists its product as uncharacterized. The record is from RefSeq and is a predicted model, not a curated record. NCBI's taxonomy places the organism in Eukaryota, Metazoa, Chordata, Actinopteri, Batrachoidiformes, Batrachoididae. The transcript has 4 exons. Bases 269 to 1879 code for a protein of 536 amino acids.